Molecule: messenger RNA, 3078 nt
Organism: Pararge aegeria (speckled wood butterfly)
Lineage: Eukaryota; Metazoa; Arthropoda; Insecta; Lepidoptera; Nymphalidae
Gene: Inx3
Product: innexin inx3
Exons: 9
Coding region: 301-1461 (386 amino acids)
Biological process (GO): phototransduction
Cellular component (GO): gap junction; plasma membrane
Molecular function (GO): gap junction channel activity
Source: RefSeq, a predicted model, not a curated record
GAUACAGGCGCGAGUCGACGCUCGAGUCGACGAAGUGCGCUUUCCAGUUCGCGUUCCCGACCCAUGAGCAGCUGGUGUGCAGCGUGGCGGCCGCUUUUGCCACUCGUUUUACUCCAAUAAUUUAGCUUCACUUAACUUAUCGUAUCCCGAAUAAUAUGACGUAAAGCUGACGAGACAACGUGUAAUCGUACGUGCCGCUGUGUUUGUUGUGUUGUGAUACGAGAGGAGGUGUGCGUUUUACGAAAUCUCAGCGGGUAAAAUAACAGUUACUUUUUAAAAAGGAUAAGACACUAAAUCAAGAUGGCGGUGUUCGGACUGGCGUCAGCGGUAGCGGGCUUUGUCAAAGUCCGCUACCUGAUCGACAAGGCUGUCAUCGACAACAUGGUUUUCCGGAUGCACUACAGAAUAACUUCUGCUAUUAUGUUCCUGUGUUGUAUCCUUGUCACGGCAAAUAAUCUUAUUGGUGAUCCGAUCUCAUGCAUCAGCGACGGCGCAGUUCCUGGGCACAUCCUAAACACGUAUUGCUGGAUUACUUACACGUUCACUCUGCCCUACAGUGGCCAUAAAGGUGUUGCACAUCCUGGUCUUGGCAACGAUUAUGAAGAAGAGAAACGUAUCCAUUCCUACUAUCAGUGGGUGCCGUUCAUGCUGUUCUUCCAGGGUCUCCUGUUCUACAUUCCCCACUGGAUCUGGAAGAACUGGGAAGAAGGCAAAGUACGCAUGAUAUCCGAUGGAAUGAGAGGAACAACUGCCAUUAUUGCUGAUGACAAGACAAACCGACAGAACCGUUUGGUCCAGUAUCUUCUUGACACCCUUCACAUGCACAACACCUACUCAUUUGGAUAUUUCUUCUGUGAAUUUCUAAACUUCGUCAAUGUAGUGGGCAACAUUUUCUUCCUGGACACUUUCCUAGGCGGAGCUUUCUUGUCUUAUGGAACUGAUGUAGUCAAAUUCUCUAACAUGAAUCAGGAACAACGCACGGAUCCUAUGAUUGAGGUGUUCCCGAGGGUAACGAAAUGUACAUUCCACAAAUACGGAGCUUCUGGAACGAUCCAGAAACACGACGCGCUCUGUGUCCUUGCUCUAAACAUCCUUAACGAGAAAAUAUUCAUUUUCUUGUGGUUUUGGUUUAUCAUCCUCUCAGUUGUCUCUGGUUUGGCUCUCGUAUAUUCGGCAGCUGUCAUUCUUUUACCGAGCACCCGGGAGACUAUUCUCAAACGCCGUUUCCGUUUCGGAUCGCCAAACGGAGUAGAAGCUCUCGUUAGAAAGACUCAGGUUGGCGACUUCCUCCUCCUACAUUUGCUUGGACAAAACAUCUCGCUUCGUGUGUUCGGCGAAGUACUAGAUGAACUAGGUCGUCACCUUCACCUCGGAUCUAACCCACCAUCGGCCCCUUCUACUCUAGAAAUGGCACCUAUUUACCCUGACAUCGAUAAGUUCUCUAAGGAGACGGAGACAUAAGCUAUUUAUAUCUCUUAAAAGACAAGCAAUAUAUCCUCUCAAAACAAAGAAAAACAUUGAUAUAAAUUAAUGGCUCCAGCACAUUUUUCGAAAGAACCUCGUAUAAAUUUUAAGGUAGCAAGUAUUGAUAUUUUUUAGUCUUCUCAAUUUCUGUGUUCGAGCCGUAAUUUUACACUCAAUAGAGGACGUUAUUGCUUUUAAAAUAGUUCAUUUAUACACUGAUAAGAUUGACUAUAUUGAUAUUUUUCAGUAUGCGAAUUUUUAAAGUUCAUGACAUUCCUUAUUUUUUACUAAAGGCAAUUUUGUUAAUCAUGCAAAACCGCCGCAAUUGCCUUGCUUAAUAAAGCUUGAGCUUUAAACGAUAAGGUCUCAAUAAUAUUUAAGACAUUUUGAUAAACUAACAUUAGUAAAAGGUUUGUGUUAGGAAACAAAUUGUAGGUGUGAUGAAUUUGAAAUGUUUUGGAUUAAUUUAUCGUUGUUACAAUUUCUGAUUGCCCAAGACUGUUUUUGUAGAAACAAUUGGUUCAAACACGACAACGUCGAUAUUUAAAUCUUAAAGGUUAAACUGUUUAGUGGAUUAAUACGGAUAUAAAAAGUAUAACGAAACAUGAAGUAUAUGAAUGUUCCAUAUACAUAUUAAAUAAUAAAAAACUUGUGAUUACUUUAAAACUUGGAAUUGUAGCGUUAGUGUUUCUAAACAUAUCACCAGCUCAAACGUUUUCAUAUUAAAAUAUUAUUAAUAAAUGUAACAAAAUGCAGUGAGCGAUAUUUGAAUAUACAUUUUCCUAGAUAUUAUAUUUCCUUUGUUAAAAAGACAAUAAAAAUAUUUUGAAGGCGUUAUUAUUACCGUUUGUAUUUUACAAACGGUUUUUUAAUGUGUAGACAAAUAACAGUUUUACUUGCCUUUAAAGAUUUUUUUUUUCAUUAUUAGAUUAGUUGUAGGAUAAGAAAUUUGGUGCAAAAGACAAGGUGUUUAUUAUCUAGAAGAUAUUAUUAUACUCAUGUAAUUUACUCAAAAUAUUGUGCCAUUUAACAGGUAUUUUUGGAAUUGUAACACCAGAAUUGCAUUUUUUCUAGAAAAUGUCUCCAAUUUGUUGAUUUUAUCAUUCCGUCAUAAAUUGUAUAUCUCCUAUUUAAGUUAGUGUACAUUUAAGUGGUUAGCAGUUACAGUCAAUUUAGCCAUAUUCAUUAGGUUAAAGAUUUAUGAUCUAACUAUACUGGACUUCCAUGAAUCUCGACUAAAGCAUCUUCCAAUAGUAGCAUAAUAAGACCCAGUACAUUUAUACAUUAUUUUGUAAUUUUUGGACUUAGUAUUAUAUUUGUACUACAAUUAAAAAAAAAAACUUGCAUAACUAUUGCAGUAUCUUUAUUCCUUAUUUGCCUAGUUUUAAUAUGAAGUCUAUGUCUGGUUUGUAUAACUAUAUUUACACAGCAUUUGUUCUGUAAACACGAUAUCAUUUUACAGAGGAAUCAACGCUGAAGAACGCUGACGAAAUCAUUUAUCAUUCCAAUAGUAACUUUUUACUAUUAGGCUGAUUGUUCUUUUGACGUUUUAUUCGAAUAGUUUCAUAGUAAUUUUGGUUAUAUUCUUCUUCGAAAUAAACAUAUCAAAAAUAA